Molecule: messenger RNA, 7675 nt
Organism: Gryllus bimaculatus (two-spotted cricket)
Lineage: Eukaryota; Metazoa; Arthropoda; Insecta; Orthoptera; Gryllidae
Source: the annotation of a GenBank genome assembly
ACCACCACCACCACCACCACCACCUCCACCACCACCACAGUCGUCGUCUUCGCUACUUCCAUCUACAAUAGCAGAACCAACAUCAUCAGCACAUGUAUCAACAUGUACAGAAGACAAUGAAGAUGAGAAACCAAUAGUAGAAGUAGUAAUUACUGAACAACAGCAAACUGCAGAAAAACGAAGAAGUCGUAGGGGAAAGCGUUCUCCUGCUGCAAGUUCACGUUCAUCUCCACUAAGGUCGAAACUUGCUUCAGAUGUUAAAAUGGAGAUAAAAGCAGAAAUGAGUGCAGGUACAGAAAGUGAAGAGGAUUCAACACAACCCAAAGGUAGAGAUUUUGACUUGAAUCAAAUUCGGUCAGAGCUUAAGGGUAUUGAGAAAACGGUUAAAUCAGCACUAGAGUUGAACCCAGUUCAAUCGCAUGGUGAUGCUGACGAUGAGGAUGAUGAUGAAGAAGAAAAUUAUGAAGUAGGUGUAGACAUAAAUGUAGAGGGAAAAGAUGAGGAAGAUGUAAAAAUGGGGGUCCAGGAAAUGAAAGCAAAUGUCAAAGCAGCAAGUGUUGUUCCUGCCCUUUUUGCUGACAUUGAGGAUGAAGAUGAGGAGGAGACAUUCAAAGUAUCACCAAAAGAUCUAUUAGCAACAGUAACAAUGUCACCAAUGGGAACAUCAUCUUUAAUGGAGGAAGAAGAAGAUGUGUAUGAAUUCAAAGAACCUGAACCAUUUGAAUUUGAAGUUCGAAAGAGAGAAUCACUAGAUUCAAAGGGACUGACAAGGAGACCAGCUGGCACAGCUACACGUAUUUUAGAACUCCCUGCUUCUGUUCCUGAUGUACCACCUGCCUUGACUAACACAUCUUCAACUGCAGCCUCUCUUGCACUAACACGUCCUGUAGAUAUUAAAUCACCUCGCAAGCGGCUCAUUCGAACACCAACAAAGGAUUCAAUGGCACUGGAAGGUGGAAAGAAAGUUCGGCGAACUCCACAAAAAAAGUUGUCUUCUGAGAUAAAUAAAAAUAUAGUAGAAACAAAAGAAGAACUAUCCAUUUCCGAUGUUUCAUCUUCACGAAUGCAACUCCCCACUUCUGAACGAGUUACACUAUCGACUUUUGUUCCUUCAUCUUCACUCUCUCAUAAAACGUCCUUGGAGCAUACAUAUGAGAAAGUUUCUCCCUUAGAUAUUGAACCACCUACCCCUACAACUCUUACUGUUCGAGGAAAAUCAACUCUAGGGGUGAGGACUCUCAUUGUGACAAGCCCUGUUACUGCACCUAGUAUUGAUGAAAGUCCUGUCAGUCCCCCAUUGCUUAGUCUUCCAGACGAUGGUGGAGGCGAGGAGGAAGAGGAAGAGGUGUUGUCCUCUCGUAAGUCACCUGAACUUGGUUCUUUGAGGAGUAUGUUAAGCGAAUCUCAUGAUGAUGAUUAUGAUGAUGACCAUGAAGAUAGGCUUGUAAUCUCGGAAUCAGAUGAUAUGGUAACUGAAACUGCAGAACCAUUAUUCAGUUACCAGCAAGGUGAUCAUGAAGACCUCUUCCCUACUCUUGUCACCUCUGCUGCAGUGGUAACUGCAGUGGGUGUAAGCAAGGCAGAAGACCCUCCAUGCUUAUCGCCAGCAGCGGCUCCAAGUGGCAUUUUUCAUGGUUUCAAUUCACCUGCCCAGGAGUUUGCGGAAACUUCUUUGGGAGUUAAUGUAGGUUCCAACAUAAAUUCCAUUAUUUCACAUGGACAUUCACCAUUACAGCAGCAGAAGCAGCCUCAACUAUUGCAGCUCCAAGUACAAUCAGAAGCACAAGAACAACUGAGACACCUGCAGCUAGAUCAACAGUCUCAUUCAUGGCAACAAACACAUUCACUACUUGCACAGGAGCAGGAAACAAAGCCACUUCAAGAGCAGUUGCAACUGCCAAAACUGCAGAAAGAACAACCACAAUCAUCAAAACAAUCACAAGACUUAUUCUCACAGGCGCAAGAGGUGCAAGACAGUAUGCCAAUCACAAGGAGCCAGCAACUACAGCAAGAACAAACACCAUUGUUUAAACACUUACCGGAGUCACUUUUAUCAUCCAAACCUCAGCAAGACCAAUCUCAGUUGCCAAAACAACUGCAAGAGAAGCCUCCACUUCUAAAACAGGUACAAGAACAUCCUCCACUUCUAAAACAGCAGGAACUACCUCAUUUGGUGAAACAUCAAGAAGAUGAUUUGUUGCCAAAACAACAAGUUUCUACAAGUACCAGGCAACAAAAAGAAAUUCCUAUUUUGUCAAAAGAAGAGAUACAUUCAUUAUCAAAACAGCAUGAAAUAAUACUCCCCAGAAAACAACUAGAACAACCUCCUGUGCCUAAACAUCAGCAGGAACAAUCUUCAAUGCCACAACAACAACAACAACAACAACAACAAUCUCCAUUGGCAAAGUUUCAAAAACAAUCUUCCAUGCCAAAAAAGGUCCAAGAACAAUCUUUACUGUCUAAACAUGUUCAAGAACUAAUCAUUUUGCCUAAACAACCUCAGGAACAGUCUUUGACAAAACAACUCCUAGAACAACCAUCAUUUCCAAAGCAAACUCAGGAACAGUUGCUAAUUCCAAAACAACCUCAAGAAAAGUUAUCACUGGUAAAAUUAACUCAGGAAGUGCAAUUGGUGGCAAAACAAUCACAAGAGAAAUCUUCACUGGCAAAACAGCCUCAAGAAAAAAUGUUACUAGCAAAACAACCCCAAGAAAAAAUGUUACUGGCAAAACAACCCCAAGAAAAAUCAUUGUUUUUGAAUCAGCCACAAGAAAAACCCAUACUACUGAAGCUGGCGCAAGAAAAUGCUUCACUGGGAAAACAGUCGCAAGAAAAACUUUUGCUGUCAAAACAACCACAAGAAAAACCUGUACUGAUAAAACGAAUGCAAGAAAAACCCUUAUUAGUUAAUAAGAUGCAAGAAAAACCCACCAUUAUGAAACAUCUACCAGAAAAAACCUCUUUGAUGAAACUGACACGAGAAACAUCAAUGACUAAACAAUUGCAAGAAAAAACCUUGACAAAGCUGACACAAGAUCAACCUUCACUAUCUAAACAACUCCAAGAACAAAUUCCAGUGGCAAAACAAUCUGAAGAACUUCCUGUAACAAAGCAACCACAAGAACCUCUUGUGAUAAAACAAUCUCAAGAAGCUAUUAUUCAGAAACAGAAAGACAUAUUUCGAUUAUCAAAGCAGCAGCAACAAGAAUCUCAGUUUUCAAAAACACCAGUGCAAUCUCCAUUACUGAAACUGCAGGAAGAACUGUUGCAGCCAAUUCAAACCCAAGAAACAUUGCCAAAACUACAACAGGAACAACUACACUUUUCCAAGGACCAAAAAGAACCACUUCAAAUGGCUAAACAGAUACAAGAACAACCACAGCCAUUACGAAAGAAACAAGAACCGACACAAUUACUCAAACAACAUUUAACUCCAAAACAAUCUUUACCACCACAAACCCAUCAGCCAUUACUACAACAGAGAACACAAGAGACGGAAAACUCACCACCUGCAAUACAACUGUCUUUUACUUCAAGUCCUGCAAGGUCACAAUGUUCAACAACUGGCAGUCCAGCAGAGAUUCGGCAUGGUGAGGACACCAUAAAGGAACUGUUGAAACAGCAUGACGAUGAUGAUGAGGAUGACUCUAUUAAUGCUGCAAUCCGUAGAGCAUUGGAUCGUUCUAUUAUGGAGGAAGAUGAAGAAACUUCAGGUGACAUGGAGUUGUUUUGUGAAAAACAGACAUUGGAACAAACACAGUCCGAUAUUCCAAAGGCUGCAACAAUUCCUACUGUUUCGUCUCAGAAAGGUUCUCCUAGUAGCAACGCUAGUCCAAGGCAUUCUUCUGGCAGUAAUACACCAGCAAGAAAAAGAGUAGCACGUGUUACUAUGACAUCUGCUUUCCUUGAUUCUGAGGACUCCAUAGCUGACAGCAGUGAUGAUGAAGGACAGCGCCUUAUUAUUGAUCCUAUGGAUGAUGAAGGUAGCUCACAACCACAUUCUUGUAGUUCAGCGAUGUCAGCUUCUGAAUUGCGGUUACGAAUCUCUGAAGCUGAAGCUGAAAUUGAUGCUGAAAACCAGCCUCAAGAUACAGAAGACGAUGCAGAUCUUGAAGCACCUGUUGAUGAUGAAUUAAGAACAGAGGAUGAAGAAACUUUUGAGGAAGCUUCAAUAGUUAUGGCACACAAUGUGUCACCUACUCCAAUUCCAGAUGAUAGUAGCUCUGCCAGUGAAGAAGUAACAAAUGCUCCAAUUGUGACUGAAGAGGAGACUAUGGAAGCAGAUGGUCUGUCUGGAACUACUCCUGUUCCAAGCGAACAUGCUGUGGAAGACUCUCUGGGAGGGGGGGAGGAGGAGGAAUCAGGAUCUCAACUUCAUCUCGAUUCAGAGGAAGCAGCUAUUGAAGUUACAAAUGAUAGUGAAAUAGUUCCUCCAGUCAUGACCCCUGUUAUUGUGAAGGUUGACUUGGAAGACGCUAGUAAGAUGGCAGAAGCAGAAAUUAUUUCAGGUGGUGUUGUUGUCCUUGAGGCUUCAACAUCAGAAUUAUCUUCUGAUCAUACAGAUGAACAAACUCUGUCAAGUGGUUGCCAUACUACAGCAACAACAGUAGUUACAGCUACAAUUGUGGCCUCAUCAUCUAAUAAUUUGAAUCCCCAAAGCCCUACAGCCAAUAUUGUGUGUGAAACAAAUGCUUCAACAGCUUCCUCCAUUCUUGCUCUAGCUGCUGUACCUUUGGGGGAAGUGGAGGCAGCUGAAAUACGCCAAGAAUCUCGUAGUGAUGAUGCUGACAGUCAGUUAUUAGGAUCGUUGCUUUGUCAAGAAACAAUUCCUGGUAGCCCUGCCCAAGCUGGUGAAGGGGGUACUGAUGAGUCGUUGCCUGAAAGCAAAGUAUUAGUGCUGGAAAUGCCAUUUGCAAGUGUGCCAGCUAGUACUUGUGAUGCAACAGAUCCUACUAUGUCAUUGCCAGUACCCAUUUCUGUUCCUUUGAGUAUUCCUGUUGUCACACCUGCUACUACAGCUUCUGCUGUGGUCACAACGGCAGUCAUUGCUUCAGAAGAUAUCCAGUCGAUAGCAGUUGCUGCAGCAUCUGUUCCAUCUGUCCCUGACAAUAUGCCAGUUACAGAAACAGCAGGUCCUGCUCAGCAUCAUCUUGCAAUCCCUUCACCUGGUGUGUCAAAACUCAAUUCUAGCGAAGCUGCACCAGUUCUAGAAAACACUCCUCCAACCACACCAGACAGCACAUUAUCUACCAUGUCUGGCUCUCCUAGAGAGGAGCACGGUGAAAUGUCACCAGCAAUGGAUAACGAGAGCUCAAAAUCUCACAGAGAUUCAUUUGAAAUGGAUUUGGAUAGUUGUCCAGAAGGCACAAAAGUUGGUCAUUUUAGUGAAGAUGAUUCCCUGCUAAAUGUCGAAGUUUCAAACUCCUGUGACAGUCGUCUUCAGGGAUUGAAGUUGGUUGCGAAGAAAAGUGGUCUUGAUUUAGACAAAGACAAUGAAACUUCUCCAAAAAAACGUCGUAGGAGUCAUAAGCGCUCUGAGAGCGAAAGCAAUAAGAGAGCGAGAUGUUCCACCGGAAGAAGCGUUCGGCCUACUGGAGGCACAGGAAGUGACAGUGAUGACACUUCAGAAAAUUCGGCUCUUGGAUGCACCCCCAUGGCGUCAUCUGAGAGCACGCUUUCUUCUAAAUCUCCCAGACCUUCAAAGUACAAUUUUUAUGUUGAAUUAGACCCAGAAUUAGAUGGCAGUCAAAGGAUUGCUUUGUUGCAACAAAAAUUACAAGAACUUCGAAAGACUUACAUGAAUGUAAAAGCAGAGCUUGCUUGUAUUGAUCGAAGAAGGAAGAAACUUCGUCGAAGAGAGAGAGAAGUGGAAAAAGCUUCGAAGCAAGAAGUAGCCUGCUCGUGAUCUUAGUGAAUAGCCUGCAAUGGCUGAUAUGAACUUAUGUCCAGAGCAUUGUUUUCUGGAUUAACAGCAUUUUUAUAAAGAAAAUUAUUUUCUUGGCAGUUGUACAAAGUCCAUUUACUUAUUGGUUUUGAUGUUUCUAACCAUAAUCGCAAGUAUUUUGGACUCCAAAGUGCUGAAGUGUGCAAAAGCAAUAUGGACAAGAGCAUUGCUGCCUUGAAAAGGGCUGUAUUAUAGAUAUUUUGACAAUUUGGAUGCUUAUAUAUAUAUACAUACAAAAGUACAUACUGACAAAUAUGUUGUAGUGUAAAGAUAUGAGAAAUUAGCAAAUGUAGUUUUCUAUGCUGAAUGUAAAAAGUGCAGAAUUGCUGAUACCCUGCAUGAUAUCGGUGAAGUGACCAUAUACCACCUUGAACCAAGGUUUUUAUAAAUAGAUCUAUUUUUAUGUAUAUCAAUCAGAAGAUUUAUGUGUUGUGAAAAGCACAAAUUGUGUUUUUUUAAUGACAUCAAAUUUUUGUCCUUUUUAAGGAUAUUUGCUCAUGGCCAGUGAUGCAUUUGAAGCAUUGACAAUGAAAUCAACUGGAUUUAUACAAAUAUUUGUCAAAGUUUCUAAGACUUAUUUUGUAUUUUAAACUUUAAUUCUGGAACAAAAGUGCAGGAAAUCAGUCUUAUGAAUUGAUUUUACUUGUGUAGACAUCAAUUCUCUAAUACACAACCCACCCCUGAGUAAAUGCAAAACUGGCUAGGGGCAUUGGCUUUUUUUCCAGGUUAAACAUGGUAUUGGUGCUGAAUGCAUGAGUGUUCUAUCUGCAUUAAUUCCAAAUGAAUGUUGUAUGAAUGUUUUAGUGUGUGAAAUUUAGCAUAUGUAAUGUACGAUGCAGAUGUCUGUGAGAAUGAUUUUUUAAUACCUGAUGGUAUGACCUAAUUUUUUUCUUGGCUCAUGGAAUAAUCUUCAUUAUGACUGUCAUAUUUUAAUAUGAUGAGAUCUUACUUGUGGAAGAUGAACUUCAGAAUUUUCUGCCUUAGUAUCACUUCAAUGUUUCAGAAAGAAUCAACACUUACACGUGUGCAAAGAUAAUUUAAGUAUGAAGUUCUUUGUUGGUUUUUUUUUGUUUUAUAGGUAUCACUUGAACUUGAAAUUACUGAUUUGAAUGAAUUAAUUUUAUGAAGUAUUUAUAUGUAUAUUUUGAAUCGUGUUAUAACUCUUGUUAAAUAUAAUAUUAUACUGCAUUGUAUCUCUUUCUCUUGGCUCUCUUCUGUCUUCCGAACUUAAAAAAACAAUUUUAAAACUAAAACAUGGAAGCAGUUCAUAAUAAUUCAUUUUAGGCAUUGAGACUAAACAAAAAGUUUGGGGACCAAGAAGACAAUACUGAUUUCAAGUAAAACCUGUCAGAAAACCUAGUAGUUUUGUUUCAUAAAUUUUAGUUACAUUCUCUUUUGUGUUUUAUGUAUAAAGCUUUUUAAAUAUUUUAUUAUCUAAUUUCAUCUAGCUUAUUGAGAGUAUUGAACUAUUGUUUUCCUUUAGGUGAUAGAAGUAAAGUACAAUGAGCCCUCUAAAGGUGUAAAUGAUCGUCUGUAUGUAAGAGUGAAAGGUCUCGAAAAGUUCAUGUUUAACAAGGAAGGAAAGUAUGUGUGCUGAUAUCUUGAUGAUCAAGAUGCUUUCAGCCUCCCUAGAAGCCAAAUGAGGUAGUUACAAUGAAUUUGCACUUUUGACAGUUUACAAAUUGUUUUCAAUUUUCUCUUAUGUAUGUAAAUGUUUCUUAAAAAUUAAUA